Rotaria socialis is the source of this 1224-nucleotide messenger RNA. Lineage: Eukaryota; Metazoa; Rotifera; Eurotatoria; Philodinida; Philodinidae. The record is from the annotation of a GenBank genome assembly.
AUGAUAUUCCUUCUGGAUCCUAAUGAUUGGUCACCUGUUAUUCGCAAUCCUAAUCUGUCCUUACCAGUCAAGGAUUUUGGAACAAAAACUUUCGGUAUAUCUAGAGGUUUUCUCGAUGACGAACCGAUUAUGAAUGAAAUUCAUCGCUACUUCAAACUCUAUCUUCAAAGUACUGAAUCGCUUGAUUUCCUGACAGCACGAUUUUCGAAAUGUGUGCGUGACGUGAUGAUACAGGAUCGUGCAAGAAUCGGUUGUCAUGUAUGGCAUCCAUACAGUCUACUGGAAUUGAGUCAUCGGAUGAUAUUUGAAGCAUCAGGUCGUACUUUAUUUGGUGAUAUAAAUCCAUUAUUGCUUGAGAAAGAAUUUCUCUUGUUUGACAAGAAGUUUCAUUAUUUUGCAUCCUUACUACCUGAUUUUAUUUAUUCACUAUUUUUGCGGCGUGAAAUGGAUGCUCGCUCUAAUAUGACUGCCUACUUCAAUGCACAUCCCCAUUCAGACAAUGAAAGUGAGCUUGUUUACCAUCGUGCAAAGCGAAUACUUGAAGCGGAAAGCCGACAACCUAACGAUUUAGGUGCAUCUCAGACGUCCAUCUUUUGGGCAUCUGUGGGCAACACAAUACCAGCUACAUUUUGGUCUCUAUUCUAUAUUCUCCGCGAUCCACACGCACUUCAAAAAAUUAAUGAAGAAAUUUGUACUCAUCUUCCACCGUUCUCAUUCUCCGAUCCAAACGAUAAAAGUUUUGAGUUCUGGACAUCGGGUAACAUUGCCAAAUGUGUAUAUCUCGAAAGUGCUAUCAACGAAGUGUUACGUAUCAAAGGUACUCCCAUGGUUUCUAGGAAAUGUUAUCAAGACACACAAAUUUCACUCGCAGAUGGCACAAUGAUACCCGUUAGAGAAAAUGAUAUGGUUUCGCUGUUUCCAGAAGUGAUGCAUAGUGAUCCAAAUUAUUUUCCAGAGCCUGAAAUCUAUAAGUUUGACAGAUUUCUUGGUAAAACCACUGAUACUAUCAAGGGUUUUCUAACAUUUGGGUCAGGUAAAACAAUUUGCCCUGGUCGGCAUUUUGCUAAAAAUGAAAUCAAAAUAUGUACGGCACUGAUUCUUCAGAAUAUUGAUUAUGAAUUUCUGGAGACAAAUAUGAAUAUUAGCUGUGUGAAGAAUCGAGUAGGCUUUGGUAUAGCACCACCAGACUGCGAUAUACCUAUUCGAUAUCGAUAUAAAGAGUGA